Messenger RNA from Coregonus sp. 'balchen', 1192 nucleotides. Lineage: Eukaryota; Metazoa; Chordata; Actinopteri; Salmoniformes; Salmonidae. The record is from the annotation of a GenBank genome assembly.
GCAGUGGUGGACGAGUGGCUAGACAGCUACAAGCAGGACCGGGAGGCGGGACUACUGGAGCUCAUCAACUUCGUCGUGCAGUGCUGUGGCUGCAAAGGUCAGGGGUCGCCAGGGUGUCUGAAAGGUUGAGAGGGCAGGGAGUGAUUGGGGUCAGGGGUCACUGGAUGAUCUUUUAACCUGAUCCCCAGAAUAGCCAUUGAUUAGCACUCUGUCUAUUGAUUUCUGGGCCGGCUAACAAUGCAAGGACCAGCGUCAUGCGAGCAGUCAUUUCAGUGUAUACUUACACUGGUCUAUGGAUGGAUGAAAGACUUUGAUGAAGAAAGUUAUGGGGGAUGGAGGUUUAAAACACAUAUCAUGUACUUAGCCCUGGGUUUCACAUCAAAUUUUUUUGUUCAUUAACAAAUAUUAGUUUUGUGUAAGCAUUUCAUGUUUAGGGAAAAUGAACUGCUUGUAUGCUAGGGCCAGGUGGUGUCAGCUUUGAUCCUCCUCACCAGGGUUGUUUCUUAAUGUAUAAGUCCAGGUAGUCCCUUCCUGUUUUGGACCGUUUUCGUCCUUUUCAUGGCUAAUGAACACGACCCUCCUCCUCAGGUGUGGUGAGCAGAGAGAUGUUUGACGGCAUGCAGAACGCUGAGAUCAUCAGCACACUGACCAAAGAGUUCAACGAGGUGAGAGAGCAGGGACGCCUUUUAGAACCAAGUCAGAGUUGAACUUUAGAGUUUUUUAAAUUGUGUUUAACACUUCUCUCUUCGUGACUCAUGUAAAGUGCCCUGGGUUUGAGAAAAGCUUUAUAUGAAUGGUGAUAUCAUUAUUAUUUAGUUGGAACAAUGUUAUACAAUUAUAUUUCCUAUUGCUUCUGUAGAACCUCUACAGCUAACAUACACAACAUUGAGGCCAAAAUUUAAGGAGAUAUUUUUAGCCCUCAUAUCUCCUGUUCUCCUCCCCCACACAGGACUCUGUGAACUACCCCCUGUGCUCCCCGGGCCCCCAGUGGCGUAAGUUCCGGGCUGGCGUGUGUGAGUUUGUGCAGGUGCUUGUGCGCUCCUGCCAGAACAGCCUUCUGUACGAUGAGUACCUCUUCUCCGCCCUGCUGGCCCUGCUCACCGGCCUGUCUGACUCCCAGGUCAGGGCCUUCAGACACACCAGCACCCUCAUCGGUGAGACACGGGACACCCACCGCAUAAUGACCACAGUA